UUUUCCAAUCAAGCAUCCAGCCGGAAAGAACUUCCUCUUGCUUCCUACAGUCUGCAUUCCAACCUUCAGAUUGCUUGGUUCUCAAAUUGCCUGAGGAGUUCCCUGUUCACUGUUGUCCUUUAGUAGUAGAUCCAGAAUAGUGGUUUAACUUAACACCCUAUAAUGGUUUCCUUUGGUGUUGAACUGCAACGCAAAUGGCUUUCCGUAGAAUUCCCAGGCUCCUUUGCACUUGGACCCUGGCCGCCAUACUACCGACCAACUUUUCUAAGAAUUACGACUUAACACCGAGUGGUGGCGCCGGCGGCCUCACUUGGCCUGUAAUCUCAGCACUCCGGGAGGCAGAGGCAGGAGGAUCCCUUUGAGUUGGAGGACAGCCAAGUCCAGAAAGCAACUUCCAGGACGGCCAGGCUGCCUAGAGAAAGGAUCCCUGUCUCGAAAAACCAAAGCGGGGAAAGAUCGACUGCUUCUGUGAGAAAUGGACUAAGAGCUGGGACACGUGGCAAAAGAAGAUAGUCUUCUUCUCUCAAUAGAGUGAGUGUGCAGUGCAGCCAGCAGCUCCUGCACACAGAAGAAAGCAGGAUCGCCUCACUGUGCUGCCUCCAAGUGUUGUCCCCAAAUACCACUGACCAAAAAGCAGGUGUUUGCGGAUCAGUGCCCCCUGGAAGUGAGUCAUAGGCAUUGUUCAAGAAGGAAGCAGCUAAGACAACAUGAAUGAACAAAAAAUGAAUGAACAAAUGAAGAAAACGGCAAAGACAAGUGGCCAGAAAGGGCCGGGCGGAAGAGCCCUCGACAGACUGACCCUAAAGCAAGACGAGGCAAGGCCAGUCCAGAAUACCAGAGUGGAAGCUCCCCGUGUAACAUACACCAUCCGGGAUGAAAGUGAGAUUAGCCCCGAGACUGAGGAAGAUGGCUUCCCUGACGGAUACCUAGAGUGCAUCAUACGAGGUGAGUUUUCCGAACCCAUUCUGGAAGAGGAUUUCCUUUUUAAAUCCUUCGAAAGCUUGGAGGAAGUGGAGCAAAACCUUUCUCGCCAGGUUCUGGAAGCGAGUUCCCUUCUCGAGUCUUCUUUGGAGUACAUGACAAAGGGGACGAAGCAAGAGAAGAGAGAGGUCACGCAAGAGACGCCUCCGCUGAGGGUUGGGGCGAGCUCAUUACUUGCAGGCGGCCCUGCAGAGAAGCCAGAGGGCGGUGUGUACUGUGGUGUCUUAUCGAUGCUGGAGUGUCCUCAAGCCGGGUGCAAGAAGAAGCUGAGGGAUAAAACCGCCCUGAGGAAGCACAUGCUUGUCCACGGGCCCCGGCGGCACGUGUGUGCAGAGUGUGGCAAAGCCUUCACGGAGAGCUCGAAACUAAAGCGACAUUUUCUGGUGCACACCGGAGAGAAGCCGUAUCAGUGCACGUUCGAAGGCUGUGGGAAGCGCUUCUCCCUGGAUUUCAACUUGCGCACCCAUAUCCGCAUCCACACCGGGGAGAGGCGCUUUGUGUGUCCUUUUGAUGGCUGCGAGAAGAGCUUUAUUCAGUCAAAUAACCAGAAGAUUCACAUCCUAACCCACGCAAAGGCCGGGAAGAAAUGCUGAAGGUGGAGACAGAUUGUCCUCAGGCUGGGUAGUCUUAAUGACAGAGGCACUGGGGAUACACGCAUUAUGUACAGAUUGUUAUUUGUAGGGAUAGAUUCUAUGGCUAAAAUAAUUUUGCAACUCUUCAUUAUACAGUUUUAAGGCCUCUUUUGGUAUUCCAUGGUAUAGUUCCAACAGGAAAGUCAAUGGUGAAAGCAGUUUCAAAAGCAUAACCCUUACUAUAUGUGCUAUUGAAGGGGAUGGGGACUUUUGCAUACGUCGGAAAAUCAGUUAUUUUUAACUAUGCAGUUCCUAAUUGCCUAGCUUUUACCUUUAGAAAUAUGCUUCAUGGUAAAUUUGAUAAUCCUAAAGAAUGGCCAACUUUGGCAGUAGUCAACAAAUGAAUACAUAUUUCUAAAUUUUAUGUUUUGAUUUUUGUUUUUCUCAUUGUACCAAACUAUAUUAAUCAUAGUUAAAUGUGAAUAGUUACAAAAAAGUUGAUCCAUCUGAAGAUUUUAGAUGUUUCAAAAUAAAAGGAAAUAAAACACUA
This is a messenger RNA of Mus musculus (house mouse), 2103 nucleotides long. RefSeq names its product zinc finger protein 42 (gene Zfp42). The record is from RefSeq and is a predicted model, not a curated record. The coding region runs from base 708 to 1574 and encodes 288 amino acids. Gene Ontology annotation, cellular component: nucleus. Lineage: Eukaryota; Metazoa; Chordata; Mammalia; Rodentia; Muridae. Gene Ontology annotation, molecular function: cis-regulatory region sequence-specific DNA binding. The transcript has 4 exons.